AUGACCUACGAUAAACAAAACAAUGGCAGUCUCGCCAAACCAUUUACGCCCACCCUCAGCGCUGCAUUUCAUAGGAGUAACAAGUCUCCCCUGACACCAAAACUUGCAAGCCCAAGUCCAGGUGCAGGUCCAGGAUUUCCACGCCGCCUUGCACAACCCGACCACCCCUAUUCCACCCCCUCCAAGGACGACUCCCCCGCGGUCCCGACCUUUCUAAGCGCCAACGUCACUCCACGAUCUGGUCCUCGAACCACCCGGCGAGAUGGCGCUCUCUACUCCCCCACAAACACAUCACCUGCCCCCUCUCCCUCUCCACAUACACCUUACUCCCAGUCAACAAUCGGCUAUGGCCGUCGAGACCGCAGCCCGGCUCGCGGGGUCAAGCCGGAACAAUCACGAAGUUUGAGGGCAAAGACCUUGACGGCAGAGAAUCAGCCUACGUCACGUCCGAAUUCUUUCUCAGAUAUGACAUCGGGAACUCCGCUGUUCUUUCAUGCGUCCGAUGCACGAUCGUCACAUUCUGCUGAGCCGCCAGAUGCCCCUCGCCCGAGGCCACAGGGGAAGACAUCUCCAGCCUCGAGUUUCAUAUAUGCGAACGGAGACCAAGAGCGCAAAUCGCCGGGGGAACAACCGAAUGUUGCGUCCACUUCUGCCAAACGCCGAUCGGGUGGUCUCCCCCGCCCCCUGCCCGCCAGCAAACCAACACCUGCCUCCUCGCGUUUGAGUUCUCCCGGUCUUCCAGAUGUGGCUCCAAACCCCCCGGAAGAUGCGAGGCUACCGUACAUCGCCAGCGCUGAGAAUGGACUAGGGCUUAUUCCGCGUCUUGGCUCGCCGUCGUCCAGUACAAACGGCGAGAAACCACGACCGCAACAGAUCCGACAUACCAAGUCCUCAAGUGUCGACUCGGGCCGCCAUGAUAACCAUGCACAAGAUGGCUUGCGCGAAAGCCCAGUCAUCGUAUCCGGGAGCUAUUUUGGUGAAGGGACAGCGCCCGUGAUGUCGGAACAGAUACCCACCCUCCGCCCUCGCAUCUUCAGCAAUGGAUCCACUGCCUCAACUGAUACAUACCCUCCUGCACCGCUCAGCCCCGGGAAAUCCGACGGUCCGAGCGAAGCAGCUCUCAAUGCGCGUACCGAGCGCAAGAUCAUGGAUCUGGAAAUUAGCAACUCUUCACUACUAGCCAUCAACCGUACCCUAGAGCGCGAAAUGCGGCAACAGAAGGCGGAGCUUCGGCGAUUCCGGCGACUGAGCCGCUCGGGGCGGAUAUCAAUGGCACCGUCCACUCGCUCAUUCUCCGGAGCGGCACUCUCAGUAACUGGUGAGCUGGAUGAAGGCGAAAGUGAGAUUUCCAACCGGUCACAAGAUGAUAUGUCCGACAUCAGCGACGAGGAUUCAAUCGCUGAUGAAAGCGUCCUGAGUCCGGGCUCGCUGGCUGAGCAUGAUGCCAAGCACCGUGUCAAUGAUGAGAAACGCGUCAUGCUUGACUUGGCGCGACAUCAGGAGGUGCUCGUGGACAGCCAGAGGAUGAAUCAAAGCCUCAAGCGCUGCCUAGGAUGGACCGAAGAACUCAUCAAAGAAGGACAGCGGGCCCUUGAGUACAAUGUCCACGUUCAAGACGUUGAGCUGGGUGGCCGAGUCCUAGCACCUGAAGAGUUGGGGGAAAUCGGUGAGAGCGGCCGUGGUCUUUUGAGCCCUUCAACUGAAUAUAACGCCAUCUUUUCUCCUGUGGAUGCCUCCGAGUCGUCAUUUGCUGAAUCGCCAUCUAUUGGAACACUAUCUCCUAGGCCAUCUAUUUCUGCUGAUCCGAGUACAUGA
Penicillium mononematosum is the source of this 1815-nucleotide messenger RNA. RefSeq lists its product as uncharacterized. Bases 1 to 1815 code for a protein of 604 amino acids. The transcript has a single exon. The record is from RefSeq and is a predicted model, not a curated record. Lineage: Eukaryota; Fungi; Ascomycota; Eurotiomycetes; Eurotiales; Aspergillaceae.